Messenger RNA from Trematosphaeria pertusa, 375 nucleotides. RefSeq lists its product as uncharacterized. Bases 1 to 375 code for a protein of 124 amino acids. The transcript is spliced from 2 exons. NCBI's taxonomy places the organism in Eukaryota, Fungi, Ascomycota, Dothideomycetes, Pleosporales, Trematosphaeriaceae. The record is from RefSeq and is a predicted model, not a curated record.
AUGAAAUUCAGCCUCACUCUCCUGGCUGCUGCUGCCAGUGCCGCUGCUGUCUACCCUCGUGAUGAUCAUAUUGUCACCUCCCUCGCCAGUUUCAAGCGCAGCGGCUGCCAGGCGGAUGAUCGAGAGGGCUCUCCCGUUAUCUACAACGUCACUGUGUGUCAGAAUCUUCCCACGGAUAUCGUCUCUUGCCUGGUCGAUAUCACGCCUCCUGAAGGCUGCGCGAUGAGGUUCUUCUGCAAGCCUGACUGCCAGGGUCCGCAAUACAUUGAUGUCCCCCAGGCGGUUGCCUUCCACAACUGCUUCGAGUGCGGGCCCGGGAAGGGCGUGGCGUCGGUUGUGCUGACCUCGGCGCUUGGUACGUGUAACUGGUUCUGA